GGUUUUGUCAUAUCAGAUUGUAAUAGAUUUGAAGAACAUGUCAAGAAUCUAACUUUCGAAUCUUUUACAGAUAGACCGAAAAAACUGAUGGCUACAGGAAUAAUCCUAGGUUCCUGUCUUCUUGGAAUAAUUGUCUUUGCACUUUACCGCAUUCACCAUUCAUACAAAACAAAGAAAGAGGGCCAACGCAAGAUUGAAAAUUUUUUGGAGGAUUACAAAGCUCUCAAACCCUCGAGAUAUUCUUAUGCUGAUAUCAAGAGAAUAACAGAUCAGUUCAAGGACAAACUUGGAGAAGGGGCCUAUGGAACAGUUUUCAAAGGGAGACUUUCCAAUGAUGUUUUGGUCGCUGUUAAGGUCCUCAACAAUUUCAGAGCUACUGCGGAAGAGUUCAUUAAUGAAGUGGGAUCAAUGUGUAGAAUCCACCAUGUCAAUGUUACUCGCUUGAUUGGAUUUUGUGCAGAUGGAAAUAAAAGGGCUCUUGUUUAUGAGUACAUGCCAAACGCGUCCUUAGAGAAGUUCAUAUUUGUAGCCAGGAAUGAAGAUCGUUUCCUCAGUUGGGAGAAGCUUCAAGAUAUUGCUAUGGGAAUAGCCAAAGGAAUUGAGUAUCUGCACCAAGGUUGCGACCAACAAAUCCUUCAUUUUGAUAUCAAGCCUCACAAUAUCUUGCUAGACCAAAACUUCAAUCCAAAGAUCUCCGACUUUGGUCUAGCAAAGCUGUGUUCCAAGGAACAAAGUGCUGUUUCUAUGACAGCAGCCAGAGGAACAAUGGGAUAUAUUGCUCCUGAGGUACUGUCUAGGAACUUUGGAAAAGUGUCAUAUAAGUCAGAUGUUUAUAGUUUUGGAAUGCUAUUGCUGGAAAUGGUAGGAGGAAGAAAGAAUGUUGAUGUCACAGUGGAGAGUACGAGCCAAGUUUACUUCCCGGAAUGGGUGUACAAUUGCUUGGACAGAGGAGAAUUUGGGAUUAUAAUUGAAAGUGAGACUGUGCUCGAGCUGCCACGAAGGGUAAAGUUGUUUGUGAAGCGUAUAGAUUACAAAGCAGAGAGGAUUCAGUUAUAUGAUCCUCAGGGUUGCCUUCCCCUGCAACUUCCCAAUCUCAAUUUAUCUGCAUCUUCCUUCCAAUACUUGAGACUAACUUCCCUCCGGUUCAAUUCUGCCGAGCCAAAGUACAGUCUUUUCAAUUGUUCAAGGGAAGUAACUGUGGGUAUUAAUUAUGAUUUUUAUGAGAUACCUUGCUUAAGCGUCCCAGGCUUCCAAGUUCUAGCUUUUCCUCCCGAUUAUACAUCUGCUUUUAACUUGCUAAGUUACCGGGAACGUUACUCAACAGAUCGGAGACAGCGGUAUACGAAGAUAUGUUGUAUUACCAGACGGGGUGUUCAUUUGAGUUCGUCCCAACCAGAUUGUAGUAAAUGUGAAGAAGUAGGUAGCAAAUGCAAGCUGAAGAAUAAUAAUAAGACACAGGAUGACACAGAGUGUUAUGGUACCACCAAGAAUGACAGAGAUCAGUUUAAGGACAAACUAGGAGAAGGUGCUUAUGAAACUGUUUUCAAAGGAAGGCUUCCCAAUGAUGUUCUAGUUGCUGUUAAGGUUCUUAACAAUUUCAAAGCAACUAGAGAAGAGUUCAUUAAUGAAGUUGGAUCUAUGUGCAGAAUCCACCAUGUCAAUGUCACUCGCUUGAUUGGAUUUUGUGCAGAUGGAAAUAAAAGAGCUUUUGUUUACAAGUACAUGCUGAAUGAAUCAUUGGAGAAGUUUAUCUUUGCAACCAGCGACCAAACUCACUCCCUUAGUUGGGGGAAGCUUCAAGAUAUUGCAAUAGGAAUGGCCAAAGGAAUAGAGUCAGAUGUUUAUAAUUUUGCAAUGCUAUUGUUGGAAAUGGUAGGAGGGAGGAAGAAUAUUGACGUCACAGUGGAGAGUAUGAGCCAAGUUUAUUGCCCAGAGUGGUGGUACCCAAUAGACCGUCCAUCAAUGAAAUCUGUGGUUCAUAUGACGGAAGGUGAAGCUAACAGUUUGACAAUGCCACCAAAUCCCUUUGCCCAUGCAGAUGGAGCACAGAUAGGUGCCAACAUCCCUAGGAGACCAAUUAACAGAGAAUUAACAGUAAUCUCUGAGUUAGAAUGAUAGAAAUUCUUUUUAUUCUCCACUUUAAAAAAAAAAAUCUUAUCUAAAUAAUUGUACUACAGAAAAAAAAAAUUUAUAAUAAUUGUGCCAAAGAAUGAAAAUUGUAAUAGUUU
Rubroshorea leprosula is the source of this 2228-nucleotide messenger RNA. The record is from the annotation of a GenBank genome assembly. NCBI's taxonomy places the organism in Eukaryota, Viridiplantae, Streptophyta, Magnoliopsida, Malvales, Dipterocarpaceae.